This is a messenger RNA of Lycium ferocissimum, 1101 nucleotides long. Its product is annotated as pentatricopeptide repeat-containing protein At1g62350. Gene Ontology annotation, molecular function: protein binding. Bases 107 to 829 code for a protein of 240 amino acids. The record is from RefSeq and is a predicted model, not a curated record. The transcript has 2 exons. NCBI's taxonomy places the organism in Eukaryota, Viridiplantae, Streptophyta, Magnoliopsida, Solanales, Solanaceae.
CCUCGCUGUAACCAAGACAGAACCUGUAGGGGUGUAUGUGUCGUUUUCAUAGCUAGUUCUCAAUGAAUUAGUAGCAUGGUGACUUUGAAGCUCUCAGCAGUUGCAAAUGUGGCGUCAAGGCGGUCAAAAUCUUCUGCGGCGAGCCUCACUACCAUACCACAGAUGUGGAAUCAGACAAAUCAUUACUGGUUCGACAUCAUCAUCAUCGAGCCCAAGUGUGUCGAUAUGGAGGCGCAAGAAAGAAAUGGGGAAAGAAGGUUUAAUGGUCGCUAAGGAGCUUAAGCGCUUACAGUCUAACGCGGUUAGGUUUGAGAGGUUUAUGAAGUCACAUGUUUCUCGUCUACUUAAAUCUGACCUCCUUGCUGUUCUUGCUGAGUUCCAAAGACAAAAUCUUGUUUACCUCUCCAUCAGGUUGUACGAGGCUGUGCGCAAAGAAAUAUGGUAUCGGCCAGACAUGUUCUUUUACAGGGAUAUGCUUUUCAUGCUUGCAAGAAACAAAAAGGUAGACGAAACAAAGAAGGUAUGGGAAGAUUUGAAGAAAGAAGGGGUGCUUUUUGAUCAGCACACAUUUGGCGAUCUUGUCAGGGCUUAUCUAGAUGGUGGAUUACCUGCAGAGGCAAUGCACAUAUAUGAUGAAAUGAGGCGCUCUCCUGAUCCUCCUAUGUCUUUACCUUAUCGUGUUAUAUUGAAGGGGCUACUUCCUUACCCCGAAUUGAGAGAAAAAGUGAAGGAUGAUUUUCUGGAACUGUUCCCAGAUAUUGUAGUCUAUGAUCCACCUGAAGAUCUAUUUGAUGAGGAAGAAUGGAGAAAGGAGAGCGAUGAUGAUUAGAAUAUGCUGUUGACUUGAAUUUUCUCAAUGGCAUUUAAAUUUUCCUCUGGUCAACAAGAUAGUGGAAUGGUAAAUAGGGAGUGCUUUGGCAGCAGAUCAUAAAUCUUUUAAGUUGUUGAACAAAUGGUUGCUUCUGAUUUUGAGAAUUUGAAAUGUGACCCAGAAAAACUGUGGAAAAUUGGAAGUUCGUAAGCGGGUAUGAAGCUUAGCUAUAAUAUCUAAACUGAACGUUAGUUGGGUGCUUUUAAUGAAGUUGAUAUCAUUUUCUGCAA